Molecule: messenger RNA, 1963 nt
Organism: Caenorhabditis auriculariae
Lineage: Eukaryota; Metazoa; Nematoda; Chromadorea; Rhabditida; Rhabditidae
Source: the annotation of a GenBank genome assembly
AUGCGGCUUUUGGGUAAAUUUUUAGUUUUUUUUUAAGGAUUCAUUUAUUUUCCAGCUCUUGUUCUGCUUCUGACCGGCAUCGCCGUCCAUGCCGUCAUCAAAGACAUGGGCGCGCCCAACUGGAAUUGCGACCCAGAAGUCAUGGCGAGGUAAAAACAAUAACUUGCGAAGAUUUUAAUAAUAUAAAACGUUUUCCAGGAGCAAAAGUGUGCCAACGAGUGCCCACAGUGUCCGUUUCGCCGACAUCAAAGUCAUAGGGGCUCUUGGAGAUUCUCUGACGGUACAUUUCUAGCAUGAAAAAAAAUAUUUGAACAGAAAACCGUAAUUUUCGGGAAUCUAUCUAUUUCAAAAUGAAGAUUUUACAACAGUGAAUUGUUUCAGGCGGCAAACGGAGCCGGAGCCGAGCCAGGAGACCCGCUAGCUGUAAUUCUUCAGUACAGAGGACUCGCUUUCCAGAUCGGAGGCGAUAAAUCGCUCGACCAGCACAUCACUUUAGCCAGUUAGAUUCUUGAAACUGAGUCGAACUUUAUAAAUUCCUAAAUUUCAGACGUCAUGAGAAAGUUCAACCCCAACAUCAUCGGAUAUUCGCAAGGAAUCGGCUCGGAGAACGUUUGGGAGGUUGGUUCAGAUGAAGUUAGGAAAAAUAAGUUGAAAAUCAAGGUCGCCCAUUUGAACAUGGGAGUCCCUGGCGACGAGUCGAAGGACAUCGCCAAACAGGCCAGAAAUCUGGUCACUGCGAUGAAAGCUCAUUCUGAGGUAAAAUGAAAUCAAAUAUUCCUCCAGAUCAAUCCUGAUUUCAGAUUGACAUCAAGAAAGACUGGAAAUUGGUCAACAUUUUCAUCGGAGCCAAUGAUAUUUGCGUUUAUUGCGAAGAUAAAUACUUCAACGCGACUGUAAGACAUAUCUUCAACUUUGAAAUUAAUUUUUUUUCUUGAAUUAGGCCCCUCAUGGACCGACGACCUUCGAGAAAAAUAUCAUCAAGGCCGUUCAAAUCCUCAAGGACAAUCUGCCGAGGUUUCGAGACGAAAAGUAGAUGAAAAAUUAUAAAAUAUUUCCAGAACCAUCGUUUCACUGACGGGCAUGUUCAACAUGAGGAUGUUGAGAAAAAUCGACCACAAAAAGUAUUUCUGUGAAGGAUUACACAUGUAAUUCAUAAUAUAUUUACCAAAAAAAAAGCUUCUUUUUAGUUACGAGUGCGAUUGCGAGUCGAACAAGGUUUUCACUGAUGACGAUAUUCAACAAGUUUGCUUCGGAUACAUGGUAAAUUUCCAUUUAUGAUUCAAAAAAUAAUAAUCUUUAUCAAGGACGCCGAGAAAGACAUCCAAACCCAAGGAAUCUUCGACACAACCGACGACUUCACUUUCGUUGUUCAGCCGUUCUUUAACGGCAUUCUUGACCCUCCGUAUGCUGUUAGUAUUCGAGAAAAAAAUCUAAUUUUUGAACUUUUCAAAAUCAAGAAAACUGUUUGAAAAAUUGAUCGAACCAUUUUUAGGCCAAUGGCGAUGUUGACAUGACUUUUUUCGCCCCAGAUUGCUUCCAUUUCUCGGCCUACGGACAUGCCAACAUCGGAAUGCACCUCUGGAACACAAUUAUUCAACCGGUAUUUUUCAAGUUCAAGAAUCUUUGACUUUUGAAAGUCUUGCAUGUCUUAAUAUGAAAGAUGAAGCAGCCCCGAAAAUCAAUAAAUCAAUCACACUUCCUUAUAAGAACUCGGCGAGGAUUUUAGAACACAAUUUAAACUUCUAAUCAUCAAAAAUGAUUGAAAUUUAGGUUGGCGCCAAGCAAACCAGCGUGAAUCUCAGCGACCCAACUGUUGGCUUGCACUGUCCGAGCAAGGUAACUUUUUUUUCCUUUAUUUAAAAACUUUUCAAGCUGCGAAAAAAAAAACCUUUUUUUGCAGAGCUGUCCAUUCUUCCCGACGACCAAGAACAGUCAAAAAUUGCGCGGCUCAUUUGACUCUUAA